Messenger RNA from Mercenaria mercenaria, 5794 nucleotides. RefSeq names its product scavenger receptor cysteine-rich type 1 protein M130-like. The annotation marks the transcript as partial. The transcript has 36 exons. Lineage: Eukaryota; Metazoa; Mollusca; Bivalvia; Venerida; Veneridae. The record is from RefSeq and is a predicted model, not a curated record. Gene Ontology annotation, cellular component: membrane.
GUCGUAUCUGCUUAACAAUGGAGAAUAUAUGCAAGGCAAUAUAUCUAAAAUCAUAACAUACGCCCAGUGUAAAGGCAACGAACGUGAUAUCUCAGACUGUAGAGCUGAUCCCUGGAUGUCUGGAAACUGUCCUAGUGGACUCGACGUUGGAAUUGCUUGUAAUAGUACUAUUCGUCUUGUAAAUGGGACAAGUCAACGUUCGGGCAGGGUCGAGAUUUAUCACAAAGAACACUGGUGGACAAUAUGUAGUGAUGCCGUAGAUGCAGAUGUUGCUGAUGUGGUUUGCCGAAUGGCUGGAUUUAGAUUCUGGAACGCGUCUGCUUUACAGGGAUCAUUGUUCGGAAGAGGAACGGGAAAUGUCUUGAUAAAUAAAAUUACUUGUAAUGGCAGUGAACCAGAUUUAGCUGCUUGUGUGUCUUCACCAUGGGAAACAACAUCAUGCAACACCGGUCUUGUAGCGACAGUUGAUUGCAAGAUUCAACACACACCAAUUCGACUGGUUAACGGGGACACAAUUUAUUCUGGACGAGUUCAGGUUUUUCAUAACAAUAAAUGGGGUACGAUAUGCGGUUAUCCUUUUUCAAAAGUGAAUGCGGAGAUAAUUUGCUGGUCAUUAGGGUAUAAUUUCACAAGUGACAUUACAUACUCGUAUGGAAGAUACGGAUAUCAAUACAACGUCAUGAUUUCCAAUAUGAAAUGCACUGGAAAUGAAACAGAUAUAUCAGUAUGUCCAUCCGACGACUGGGAUACCGGCACAGAUAACUGUAGUUUAUCAAGUUACCACAGUGUCUACAUUGACUGUUUAACGCCCAUACGACUUAAAGGCGGGCGUACAGAAGCUAUGGGUCGUGUGGAGGUACAGCAUGAUAGUUAUUGGGGAACAAUAUUCAAAGGCGAUUUUGUUGAGGAAAACAUACCUGUAAUUUGUUCCAUGUUAGGCUUUAACUACACGAAAAAUUUUGCAAUGGUAGAAAGUACGUUUCACAGUAGCACUGUGCCAUGCAUACUCAUUGAAGAUUUGCAAUGUUCUGGCCAUGAAACGGAUUUGCAGCAAUGUCAGUCAUCUCCUUGGCAACGUACCUCAAAUUGCACUUCUGACAACACAGUUUCUGUCAGCUGCAAUACCCAAGUUCGACUUUCGGAAGGGGAAAACUGGCGAAGAGGUCGUGCAGAAUUAUUUUACAAUGAACAAUGGACAGAUAUAUGCCACAUUGACAACACUACUUCUCGUCAAACAAGUAAUGUUUUGUGCAGGAUGAUGGGAUUAAGCACAGGGGACAUACAAAUAUAUUCUAAAACUGGCUCAACACCAACAGCUGCACAUAUAACAUGCGGUGGCAAAGAAAAGGAUAUAUCGAGAUGCAACAUAACCACUCGAUCUUGUUCGAUGUCAAGUCGGUUAGGAGUAAAAUGUGGUACUGCUAUCAAAUUUAUAUAUGGUCGGACAAACUACAUGGGGGCUGUUUCUUUACAUCUAAAUGACCGAUGGGAAGCAAUUGGCUAUAUCAACAACAUACAGGCAGCAAAAGUUGUGUGUCAGAUGUUGGGAUAUAACUUUACAAGAUACAACAGCGUACAAUCUAGAAAGGAACUACGAUAUUACGAAAUAUGUAAACACAACACACUUGAACGUCUAAACUGUGACGGAGAUGAAACAGAUAUAUUUGACUGUCGGCGAAGUUACUGGAAUCCGUACAGCGGUUCUUGCAACUAUUUAUAUUCUGGUGUAAAUUGUCAAACACCCGUCCAGCUGACAAAUGGGUCAAAAUAUCAGUUCGGUCAACUAGAGGUUAAAGAGAAUGACACUUGGUUUCCAGUCUGUAGUAAUGGCUUUGAUCUACAUAACGCGCAUGUUGUUUGUCGAAUGCUCGGUCAUAAGCAUGUCAAAAAUACGACGGCCAUUCUAGAAUCAAUACAAAGACAAGGAAAAUUUCUUACCGGCAAUUUACAUUGCACUGGAAAUGAAGUUGAUAUAUCAGAGUGUCCUAAGAAAUGGACAAACACCACGUGUACGGGCGGAGGUGUAGUCUCAAUUGAUUGCAGAUCCACUGUAAGGUUAAAGGACGGGCCAACAAAAUACAGAGGACGGGUGGAAGUUUUCUAUAAAGGCAAAUGGGGCAACAUUUGUCAUUACUACAGCUCAAACAAUGCUAAAGUUAUUUGCAGAAAUUUAGGAUAUAACUAUGCGGGUGCAAUUGUUCAUUCUGGACAUUCAUAUAGCAAUAUAUCAGCAAACAAUGGAACAUUUACAAUCACUAAUUUGCGUUGCGUUGGGACAGAAGAUGAUAUAACCGAAUGUCCUGCUGAUGAAUGGAAAUAUGGAACAGAAUGUGACAACCAGAGGCCACUAGAAGUUGAAUGCAAUACACCAGUGUCUCUCCAAUCUGGAUCAAAUCGAAAUAUUGGAUACGUAUAUGUGAGUUAUAACGACUCUUCUCGAAGUAUAUGUGGCGAUAAUUUUACACUGAAUGAAGCUGACGUUAUCUGUAGAAAAAUAGGAACAGAAACAUACCAGAAUGCAACUAUUUAUUAUGGAAAUAAAUUUGGAUCAUAUUUUACACCCAUCAACCGAUUGCAAUGUGACGGAGACGAGACUGACUUACAGGAAUGUGAGACCUUUUCUUGGUAUGCUACGUCUUCAAGUUGCAACAGGUCGAACGAUGCCGUCAGCGUUAACUGUCGCCCACACACGCCUAUUCGUAUCAACGGCUCACUUGAAGCUGGUUUGGUUGAAAUAAACUAUCAAAAUGUGUGGGGAACUAUUUGCAGUUACAAUUUUGAUAUCAAGGGCGCUAGUGUUCUUUGCAAUAUGUUAGGUUUCAAGAUAGGGAACGUAGGAAAUCCUAUUGAUACCAAAGAAUAUGCGACUAUCUACAACCUGCAAUGCGACGGUACAGAAACUGAUGUUUCUGAAUGUAGCUCUACAGGGUGGUCCUCGAGAGGUUAUAAUUGCUAUGCAUCUACCAUAGGAGAGAGACCUAAGGCUACGGUUCAGUGUUCUAAUGAUCGAGUACGUCUAGUUGAUGGAGUGAAUGAUUUUCAAGGGAGAGUUGAAUUCCAGUAUAUCGGAAUAUGGGGAUCUAUUUGUGAUGCAAACUUUAAUCUUCUUGAUGCGGAAGUGGUUUGUAGGCAGAUCGGAUUUAAUUCAGAAAAGAAUGCAAUAUUAUACAACACAACCAGGUUCGGACGUAGCAACACUAAUUUAGUAGUUGAUAAAUUAAAAUGCAAUGGCGAUGAGAACGACUUGGAUGAAUGCGGCUCUUUUCCAUGGUUUCCCAAUUCCUUCGAAUGUGCCUACGGUCAUAGAAGUGCAGGCGUUAAUUGUCGACCAAAGACUCCGGUUAGAUUGGUUAAUGGCACCAACAGGUAUUCUGGACGUGUAGAAAUUGAGUACAAAGGAUCAUAUGGUACAAUAUGCGACAGAGGCUUCGACGAAAGUGAUGCCAAAGUUAUUUGUAGGAUGUUGGGUUUCAAUACCUUAAGCACUGCUGUUAGGAAGCAUGCAUACUUUGGCGAAGGUUCUGGCAAAAUCUCGAUAUCAAAUUUACAAUGUAACGGAGACGAGAAAGAUAUCUCCGAGUGCAGAACUGAGUACAAUUACAGAUGGGACAGUCCAUAUCCACACUGCACCAACGGACAUGACGUUUCUGUUCAGUGCAAUACUCCAGUUCGUCUUCGAGGUGGAUGGACACGUUUUGACGGAAUAGCUGAAAUCUAUUUAAAUGGGUCAUGGACAUCCGUAUGUUAUAAUGGAUUUACACAAAAUGAUGCGCAGACCAUUUGCAAAUUAACUGGACUAAGCGAAACUGCAAAGGGAGCACAAAAUGUUACCGUUUUCAAAGGAAAGUACUUUGGAAUAACUGGGACACCCACAGUAGGGCAUCUUGGCUGCAAUGGAAACGAAGAAGACUUGUUCAGCUGCGGACUUUCAGAAUGGACCACAAAAAUACAUUCUUGUGAUGCGCGAACUAUUGCUGCUAUAAACUGCCGACCAGUCACAAAUAUAAGGCUUAUGAAUAAAACAACAGAAGUGAAGGCAUCCUUGAAUAAAAAUCAAAGCAUCACUGGGAGAGUAGAAGUAAAGUAUGAUGAUGAAUGGGGUACAGUAUGUGAUGAUCAGUUCGAUGAAAGCGAUGCCCAGGUUCUUUGUAACAUGCUAGGAAUUCCAUUCGGCAAAGUUUAUAGAAAUGCCCACGAUUCACCUGGCUACGUACACGAACCAGGUACAGGAAACAUAUUGAUAGAUGAUCUCAGCUGUCUCGGUAUAGAAAAAGAUAUCUCGGAAUGCAGAUCAAGAGAAUGGGGAACACAUAAUUGCGAACACAAGGAAGACAUCGCUAUAACAUGCUAUUACAAGACAGUAGACCCAUGCAAUGCAGCAGAAACUGCACGCUUACCUAAUUUGGAAAUGCGAUAUGUAAAUAUUAACACGCAACAUCUACCAAAGUCUAUCAACGACUCGAAACUACCGUUUCGUUGGUAUAACGUUGGUAACAAUACCAUGCCAGUUAAAGCACCACCGAAAAACAGAUGUGGAACUCUCCUGCCAAUAUUCAGUUACUUUACAACAGAGAGACUCGGUGCUAAUAAAAGUGCAGAAAUCAAAGCAACUCAAGUAGGAGACAACCAUGAAACGUAUGAUAUAGAGAUGAAGAACUGCAAUGAUGAAUUUUAUGUUUACAAAUUGAGACCAACGAGUAACGAAGAAAGUGGAUACUGCUUUGGAAUCGGAUCAGAUGAACCUGCCCCGAAGUUCGUACCUGACAGCCUAUCGACAACACCAGUCACGAACGAAAAGGGUGUUUCUUUCAUGUGCAAGUUUGAUCCAUCAACAGAAGAUGACUUGUAUUAUCAAGUCAAGUGGCUCAUAGAGGGUAGUUCGCAAAUAACAGUAACAAAACAGUUUUUCAGAAACUCCAGUCUUGAUGGAUUGAGACUAACAGAAAGCGACUUUGAGGAUAAUGAUAUCGGUUUAGGUGUUAAUAUAUCAUGUGCCUUGAGGGCUUUCAGGACACCUGAUGGACUACCAGGAACAUUAUCAGCUUAUUCAAAACAUUUAUUCUUCGGCAUUGAAGUUCUCACGCCUUAUAUAAGCUUGAGAAAAGGUGAAACAAAGUCAGUAGAGCUUCUGAAUUCAGUACCAAUCAUUUGUUAUACAGAGAAUAAAGUAUUCAACCAGUUUAUUCAGAGUAGCUGCAAUGUUCGACUACAGUAUUUUUCUCCUCAGUAUGGAACCUGCUCAAGUAUGCCAUCAUUUCAAGACGGAUGCGAUUCUUUUCUUACAAACAAAGAAGUAGGACAAAUUACUCGAAUAAACAUUAGUGUGGCUGAAACAGGACAAUAUGGAGUAGCUGGACACUUCAAACUUUACUUGUCAGUACCAGUAGAUAAGUUACAUGCAGAAUAUUUGAAGCUGUGGAGGAAAUCUUACAAACUACCUGUGAUAAGUGUUGAUGUCUUACCUGAGAUACAUACAGAUUGGCGCGGCUCUAUUUGCACUGCAAGAAAUGAUCCCCAUAUGUAUACAUUUGAUCAAAGACCAUAUGAACACCAUGAAGAAGGCGGUGAAUAUAUUUUGUACAGACACAAAUUUUACACUAAUGUUGAGAUACAACAUAAAGUUGCGCCGUGUACUACCGAAUAUAAUAAAGCCAAAUGUAACUGUGGUGUAGCUGUCAGAGCAGGAAGAGAUGUAUACGUCAUUAACGUUUGUGAUAACCUCCUUGAUAUUGGAUACAAACAUUGCGGUGACGAGGCUUUAACAGUGAAAAAAGAUAAUGACUUUACCUAUACU